GUGAGGACAGUCGAUUUGCAUUUAAGCUUUUUAAACAUGAUAAGACAACAGCUGGUUGCGGAUUCCUUAUUGUACUUUAUUCAUAACAGGUGCACUGUCAACAGUAUGUUUAUUAAAUAUUGGCGGGUAAUCUGUAAGAUCAACUUUUACGUUUGGGAAAGACUGGAUUAGUUCGGUGUUACGAAUUUUAUUUAAAAGCUCCUCGAGCUGUUUUGCCAAGACUUCUUUGCUUUGCUGCCCUGUACACUUUUGAUGAAGCACCACCUCCUGUGUGCCUGAUCCACCGCCGCUGAACAACUGAGGCCGAAAAUUACCCCCGAUCAUAACAACAGGUCUUUUGCGUUACUUUUUUCUCCCGGACAAUAGGCGACCUUCGCGCUUUUCACAAGACACCGAUCCCAUGACGACGAAGAAGCACCGUUAGAGGAAAAGAGGGGGUGUGAAAACUUUUUUUUUUCAACAAAAGGGUUAAUACGGAAAAAAAGUCUGAGUAUAAACAGGCAGCAUGCAACCUCAAACUUUAUACAAACCACCGCUUCUAUAGCUUUUUUUUAUAUUCUUUAUUUUAAUAAGCUUCUUCAAAUGUUCGGACUAUAGCAGACAGAGCUUACUUCGCAUUUUUAUUUCAUGCAUGUCCAAUCAGUCCGGUUUACUACGUGUGGUAAGCAGCAAACGCGCUCUUUUUCAGAGCGCAUUUGCAGAUUUCUCACAGCUGUAAUAUUUAGAAAGGUUGCAUUGAUUCGAUGUAAUUUUUGCAUUGCAGUUAAAAGUACAAUAACCUUUGCAUAACAAAAACAUUUUUUUCAUCCGCUGCCUGAAGCUCGGCGCAUGCGCGCUCUCUGUUUGCUGUCACUAAAACAUUUUUCUUCGCAUUGGAAACUGUCACGAGUGACGUCAAUCACGGAGCUCUGACCAAUUAGAGCGCUCGGUGAUUGUUUGGCUCCACGGGCUGCAGCGCCUACCAUGAAUCUCUAUUCAGUAUAUCAAAGCGUCCUGCUGCUGCCUCUCAACCGAAUGGGAUUCCACGUAGGCACUGAGAUAGCAACUAAACUUUAGGGGAAGUUUAUUUUUUUUUCUUCUGUAUUCUUCAAAGCGAUUAAAAUAUAUUUGUCAUCAUCAUUAUUAUUAUUUUGCCUGCUGUCAAGUUAUUCUAAAAUUAGGAGUAAUGAGCGUGGAUGCUUUGGGAAGCCCUGUGAUGGACCCCGCGUUUUCCAAACGGAACACGACGCUGAGAUUAGUUGACUUGGCAGGGGCUCACCACCAUCACCAUCAUCACCACCAUACCCCUCAGAGCGUGACAGGCUUCCCGGGGUUCAGCAGCCAUCCACACUCAAUGGCUCACUCGCACCCUGGGGAGAUGACUGCGGAACCCCGCCUGGGGCCGAGUCCAUUCGGGCCAGAACACAUGGGGCACUCCGCGGCCCUCAAAAUCAGCCCAACCCAUCAUUAUCCCCACCACCAUCACCACCACAAUCAUCAUAUUGCAGGCCACAGUGAAGUGGUCUCCAGUCAAACGGGAGCUUUUGGCCCGGUGCAGGCGGCAACGGUCCCGUACUCUAUGUCUCACACGGCCCAGGCGCUAUCCGCAGGUAGCUAUCCGGGACACUAUGGUCAUCACCCCGACCCUGGGAACCACACGCUCUUCCCUGGACUUCAUCACGACCAGCCAUCUACCGGAGCACCAGGUGGCCAAGCCUUGAACGGACAAAUAAGGUUAGGAAUACCUGCCGAAAUGUACGUUCGGUCUGAUCAUUUGAGUCAAGUAGCGAGCUCCAGGGCAGACCCGUUUGCUGCUUCUCCUCUGCACGGAUACGGCGGGCUCAAUCUGAACAUGAAUCUCAGCGCACACCACCACCACGGAGCAGGCGCUUUUUUCCGUUACAUGAGGCAACCGAUCAAGCAAGAGCUCAUCUGCAAGUGGCUGGAGCCAGAGCACUCCGCAAAGAAACUUUGCUCCAAAACUUACAGCACCAUGCACGAACUGGUGACACAUGUGACUGUGGAGCACGUUGGAGGACCCGAGCAAGCGAACCAUAUCUGUUUUUGGGAAGAAUGUCCGCGAGAAGGAAAGCCAUUUAAAGCAAAGUACAAACUUGUGAAUCACAUCAGAGUGCACACCGGGGAGAAACCGUUUCCUUGUCCAUUCCCCGGCUGUGGAAAAGUAUUUGCUCGAUCGGAAAACUUGAAAAUCCACAAAAGGACACACACAGGUGAAAAGCCUUUCAAAUGUGAGUUUGACGGCUGUGACAGACGGUUCGCCAAUAGCAGUGACCGGAAAAAACAUUCCCACGUACACACUAGCGACAAGCCGUACAACUGCAAAGUCAGAGGUUGUGACAAAUCUUACACGCAUCCCAGCUCUUUGAGAAAACACAUGAAGGUGCACUGCAAGUCUCCACCUCCGAGUUCUGGUUACGAAUCAUCGACUCCAUCUCUUGUUUCUCCUUCAUCGGACUUGGGACGGGAGCCAGCUCCCUCGGCGCUCUCGGAGCCCCUCUCAUCAUCGUCCCAGCCGGCCAAUUUAAGCGAAUGGUACGUGUGUCACAGCUCCGGUGCCAGUGGCCCUCAGACCCCACCCAGCGGUUCAUCCACGCCGGGCCAUACAGAGGGACCAACGUACGGCAAUCCUGAACGGAGGGACGCCUUCUAACACAUUGUUAGCCCCGUAACUUUUUAUUUUUAUCUUGGCAAAGUGACUAAAUGACCUUUUCUUAUUUGGACAGUCCAAUUUGGGCUGAAUGGUUCACAGGCUUAUGUCUGUGUAAAUCAGUUCAAAGAGUAAUCUCGUCCACUGUUACUGCCUUACUGAAGGAUGCACUGGCCCUUUGACAGCUAAUGUCACUGCCUAACCACCAAUCGAUUUAAAACAUGUCCCGAGUGUAUAUGUUUCUAAAUAGUGUACUGACCGUACGCAUGUCAAUGUAUAAUUUUGUAAAUUCCGCUUCUGAUUUCAAUAUUUUAAUUUAUUUUUUAAUCGGUAAAGAAUUUCUUUUUGUAUUAUUGAACCAAAGUGCUUAAUUAUUAAACAUGUACAGUUGUAAAUAACCACGUUUUAAUGUCUAUGUGUGAGCAGUAAUUUUGUAAGGUUUUGUCUUCAGCAAUUUUUAAAUGUUUGCUACUAUACUUUGUACAAAAUUAAUAUUUGAAAGUUAUUUGAAUUUCAUAAAAAAAGCCGUAGACUCUUUCCUCGUUUUGUGCUUUCUCCAGCCAAGCCAAUUUGAUGGAAACAGUGUUAUUGUAUUUGAUAUGACGUUUCAGUUAUGAUUAGUCAUUAAUCAAUGUGGUUAUUUUGUGAUUUUGUAAAACUUGUCAGCAAUCCAUUUUUAUGAAAAGUAUGAAUUAUCAGAAGAGACCUUAAAAUGUGUACCGAAAUGCCUUGUAAGUUGUCAGUAUUUUGAAUAAAUUGUGUAUGAUGCAAAGCUAAA
Danio rerio (zebrafish) is the source of this 3425-nucleotide messenger RNA. NCBI's taxonomy places the organism in Eukaryota, Metazoa, Chordata, Actinopteri, Cypriniformes, Danionidae. The record is from RefSeq and is a predicted model, not a curated record.